GAGAGAGGAGAGAGAGAGACAGAGAGAGAGAGAAAGCACACACAAAAGUAAAAGCCCUUGAUUAGCUCCUCUCCGGCUUGCGGAACAAUGAAAGCACCAAAUGGCAAUGGUUACCGCAAGGGCUUCUGGUAAUCCUUAUAUCUUUCGUCUCUUCGGAAAUUUCACUACCCGAACGCACACACAAAAGUUAAAAUCCAUUUGCUUCGCCCUUGAUUAGCUCCUCUCCGGCUUGCGGAACAAAGAAAGCACCAAAUGGCAAUGGUUACCGCAAGGGCUUCUGGUAAUCCUUAUAUCUUUCGUCUCUUCGGAAAUUUCACUACCCAAUUCCGUUCUUAUGCAUCUCGUAGCAGUAUUUUUCAGAAUUCUGUUGCCCAUUUGGAGAAAUUGAUCCAAACACGGUGUAAAUCUCGAAACCUAACGGUAGAAGAAGCUUUGGGUUACUUCAAUUCCAUGAUUCAAAUUCGUCCCAUUCCCUCUAUUUGGGCUUUCAAUCAAUUGUUUGGCUCACUCUCCAACAUGAAUCAGUAUUCCACUGUUGUCUCUAUGUAUAGAGUGAUGAUGGGUUGUGAUCAUUUUCGGCCCGAUGUUGGUACAAUGAAUAUUGUUAUCAAGUGUUUUUGUUGUUUGAAGAAGGUGAAAUUUGGUUUCUCUGUUCUGGGAACUAUCUUUAAGGGUGGCCAUCGGCACGAUGCUUCUACACUGAAUACACUGCUUGACGGGCUUUGCAAGGAGGGCUCGUUCGCGGCGGCGUCGGAGUUGUUUCAGGAAAUAGUAGAGAAGGAACACCCUUAUAGUGAUUUCACUUUUGCGAUUAUCAUUAAUGGCUUUUGUAAGGCCAGAGAAACUUGGAAGGCGCUUGAGCUACUUAAGCAAAUGUUUAAUAACCAGAGGAUUAAACCCACUUUGCAUUGUUUUAGUCCAAUCAUUGAUAGCUUUUGUAAAGAAGGACGGAUAGAUGAGGCCUUGAGCCUGUUUCUAGAUAUGAUUGACUGUGGUGUAGUGCCAAAUAUCAUCUGUUAUAAUGCUUUGAUUUUUGGGUUGAGCAAAUCAGGUCGUUGGGAAGAAGCCAGGAGAGUUUUGGCUGACAUGCUUGAUUUUGGAGUUUCACCUGAUACGAUUACGUGUACAACUUUGAUUGAUUCUCUUUGCAAGGAAAACAAAACUCAAGAAGCAAUUUCGCUAUUUGAGUUGAUGACUAGGAAAGGCAUAGAGCCUAACGUUUGGACAUUCAAUUCUUUGAUAUUUACUUUGUGCAAGCAUGGUCGAUGGAAAGAAGUGACCGAUUUCAUAGAAAAUAUGACCAACUACGGAGUCUCUCCUGAUAUUGUUACAUACAACAUUUUGUUGGAUGCUCAGUGCAAGCAAGGGAGAACCACAGGGGCGCUUCAUCUUGUUGAAGCAAUAAUUAAUAAAGGUGCGCUUCCUGAUGGCAUGACCUACAGCUUCUUACUUAAUAGAUUGUGCCAUUCAGGUAGAUUUGAAGAAGCCGAGAGAUUAUUUGGUGACAUGGCUAGUCAGAAGAUUUUUCCUGACAAUAUAACUCUAAAUGUAAUUUUGAAUGCUCUGUCCGAUGAAGGGAUGAUGGAGAAAUCUCAGAAAUUAGUUGAUGCAAUGAUUGAACAAAAUAAAGAGCUUAAUAUUAUUACUUAUAACAUCUUGAUUAAGGGAUACUGUCUGCAAGGUAAAAUGGAUAAAGCAAAAGACGUGUUUGAUCAGAUGGCAAAAAAGGGUGUUCUUCCUGAUACGAUUUCGUAUAACACCUUGGUUAAUGGUUAUGCACGAAUUAAUAAAUUCGGCAUCGCUCUCAAGCUUUACAAUGACAUGAUCCAAAAGGGAUUGGCGCCUAAUCAUGUAACACACAACACUUUGAAAAAAAUUCGUGCUUAUAGGCGUAAGGCAUCCAUACAAUAACUUUGGGUGAGCAUUUUGGAGCAGCAUCUUCUUGGCAAACGCUAUGUAAUUCAGAAACAAUGUGCAGAUGCAAGGAUAAAGAUACAACCGAGUGUAGCUGAGAACCGGGAAAAGGUCUAUCCUAAAUGGAUAUACUUUAAUCAGUGUGGACUCUUGAAGGAUUGGUGCUGGAUCAAACAACAC
Morus notabilis is the source of this 2094-nucleotide messenger RNA. Its product is annotated as pentatricopeptide repeat-containing protein At1g63080, mitochondrial-like. The coding region runs from base 253 to 1911 and encodes 552 amino acids. The transcript has 3 exons. The record is from RefSeq and is a predicted model, not a curated record. Gene Ontology annotation, molecular function: protein binding. Lineage: Eukaryota; Viridiplantae; Streptophyta; Magnoliopsida; Rosales; Moraceae.